Rotaria sordida is the source of this 4695-nucleotide messenger RNA. The record is from the annotation of a GenBank genome assembly. NCBI's taxonomy places the organism in Eukaryota, Metazoa, Rotifera, Eurotatoria, Philodinida, Philodinidae.
AUGAAUCAAAUUGAGUCAAUAACUACUGAUAAUAAUGUAUUUAAUCGUCAACAAUCGAUUUAUGAUGGCUCAACAACACAUUCCAAUUUUAGUGAAGCACUAAUUGUCAUAUGGUUACGAACGAAAUCUGCAGCUGCAAAUAUAAAUUUUGAUUCAAUUGAACCUAAAAUUGAAAAUAGUGCUGAUUUAUUGAAAAACUUUCAUGAUUUGCCAAAAGAAUGUGAACAAUAUAUUUGUUCUAGACCUAAAAAUAUCAAAAUACUUUUUAUUCUUUCACAUGAAUAUGCUCAAGCUCUUCUUAAAAGUGUCCACGAUCAACCCGUAUUACACUCAAUAUAUAUAUAUGGUAAAAUUUAUAAGAAAGAAGAAAUAAAUGUCUAUCCUAAGAUAGUCAAUACGUACACGGAUCUCAAUAUAUUAACGAAUGAUUUAUGUUCCGAAAUCUACAACUAUAUUCGACAUGCACAAUUACCUAUGACGAUUUUCAAACAACAAUAUGAACAAGAUCAAUCGACCAAUUUGCUUAAUAAAUUUGCUUAUUUUAUUGACUUUUGGAAUCCCUUAUUUAUUGAUUUGUUAUACGAUUUACCUCAAACAGAUUAUGAACAACAAAAGAUUAAAUUUCUUGAACAAUGUCGAAUAUAUUAUCGAGCUAACGAAUCUGUUCUGCAAAUUAUCGACAAAUUUGAAAAUGAAUACAAACCUGAAUUUGCUAUUCGAUGGUACCUAAUUGAUUCAUUUGUAUUUCGUCUACUAAAUAAAGCAAUGCGUCAACAAAAUAUUGAAGGAAUUCUUAUAUUACAUUUUUUUAUCUUUGAUUUAUUUAACGAAUUGAAUAAGAUCUAUCAUGAAUUCAUUGAUUCAAAUGUGUAUGAAGAUAAUACAUAUGAAAUUGUUUACAGAGGACAAAAAAUGUUCAUUCAUGAAAUUGAUAAAUUAAAGAAAAAUUUAAACUAUGGUCCAAUUGUAAUAUCUAUCAAUAGUUUUUUCUCAGCUAGUCGAACACAAGGUAUAGCAUUGAGAUUUUCUGGUGCCAUUGAAACUGAUAAUGUCACUUCAAUAUUUAUGGAGGAUAUGAAACCUGUUUUAUUUGAAAUUGAAAUUAAAAUUGAUCAUAAAAUGCAAUUAAAACGAAAACCAUUUGCUGAUGUAAGUCACUUGUGGAAUGGACUAAAAUUAGAUGAACAAGAAGUUAUAUUCAUGGUUGAUUCAUUUUUUCAAAUUGAUUCCAAUAUUGAAGACAAAGAAAUUGAAACGAUAGUUAGCGGAGAAAAGGUAAAAGUUGUAGUAACACUUAUUAAAUUAAAAUUUAUUAAUGAAGAUGAUAUAAAUAUACCAAUUAUGAAAGAUUAUCAUAUUUUAAAAUCAACAAAAACAAUCGAAGGCAAAUUAGUUCGAAUUGGAAAUUUACUAAUCGAUCAAUCAUUAUCUAUUAGAUCUUCACAAUCGAAAGCAGAUUUAUACUAUAAGAUUUUGUUCAAUGAACCAAAACUUUCAAUGACUGUAGCAUGCUUAACAGGUCAAGCUUGGAUAGCAUUGAAGAGAGAACAAUAUAAUUUAGCCAUAAAAUUAGCAUUAGAAGCUUUAUCCAUCGUUGAUAAAUCUAAUGAUGAAUUAAAAAUUACUAUUCUAAAUUGUCUUGGUGGAGUUUAUUUGAAAUUAAAAAACUUUCCCAAAGCAAUAGAAUAUUAUACACAAGCAUAUAAUUUACCGAAACCAACUGAUAAUAAAAUAGUAAACAACAAUUAUUCAGGUCCAUGUAUUCCAAUUGAUAAAUAUGCAAUGUUUGAUAAUUACAGGAAUAUAUCAUCAAUUAAUAUCGCAUGUAUCCAUAAAAAAAAUGGAGAUAUUCAAUUGGCAUGGAAUAUGUACAAAGAAGCUAUUGAUUGUGAAAUGCGCGAUACUAAUGAUUUUCAUUGUCAUACAUGUAUGACAAUAGCUGAAUUUGGAACUCAUGAAAUGAUAAUAACUCAAGAAGAAAAAACUCGAGCAUGGAAAAAUUGGGAAAAUUUUCUUGAUCUUGGUCUAGUCGAUAUUCUUAAAUAUUGUACAUCAGUUGUAACUGGAUAUUUAUCAUUCAAUCAUCAAUAUGAUUUUCCUUCACAUCGAUAUAAUAAUAAUUAUUGUCGAACAAUGACAAUUAAUUAUUUUCGAAAAGUUGAAAAGCAAUGUGUACCAUAUACAUCAAAUCACGAAUAUUAUCUAUAUACUUUACAAUGUUACGAACGUCUUGCAGAACUAUACAGAGAUUGGAGCAAUCGAUUUAUUGAUUAUUAUGAAAAAAUGAUUGAAUUAUGUCUCAAAUAUCAUCCAGAUGAUUUAGAAAAUAUUAUCAUUAGUUAUAAAGGUAUGAUAGAAACUUACAAAAAGCAGCAGUCAAGAAGACCAGAUAAUUCUGAGGAUAUAUUAAAGAAACUAUGUGCUGACGAUAAUGAUAUAAUAGUUACAUCAGACAGAAUAUCGAUGACACCACCCGUACCACUAUUGACGCCACCCGUAACUCCGUUGAAACCUCCGACAUUCGGAAUAUUUUUUCAAAAUAUGAAACAUUUACAUUUCGCAUUUGGUUACUAUGAUAAAUGGAUAGAUCCUCGAUUGAAAAAUGAAUCGGAUUUGCAAGAGAAAAUCAUCUAUUGUCAUAUGAAAUUAGCUGCUCUAUUUUAUGAACAGAAGAAAGUAAGUGAUGCGAAAGAUUCAUUAAUAAAAACUAAUUUAUUAUGUCAAAAAUUUAGUUCAGAAAUGUUUGAUGUUAGACAUAUCUGUGAUGAAAAUUUGUCAUUGAUAAAUAUGAAUUUUGAUUUCACUAUUCAAUCAUAUAAAAAUCGAUUAUCAACAACAAUUACUAACAUUACUGGUAAUUGUAUAGAUGAAGAUAAUUAUUGUUAUAUAGCACAAUUAUAUGAGAAAAAGAAUGAUUUCAAUUCAGCAUUCGAAUUUCUACAAAAACCAAUUGAAUAUUUUGAACAAUAUGAUUAUAUCUGUUUACAUACAAUUGAUUGUUAUAGAAAAUUAGCAAAACAUUAUCAAAUAAUUAAAAAUGAUAAAGAGUCUACUGUUAAUACAUAUGAAAGAGCAAUCAAUUUCGUCUGGAAACAUCAAUCAUAUCCAAUGACAAUAAUUAUUUCGAUUAUUGAAAAAUAUUUAAUUCACUAUUUAAAAAAAAUCAAUGAUUUAGAUACAACUAUUCUUAUUUAUGAAAUAUUUUGUGAAAUUGUUCAAUAUGAAAUAAUUAAUAUUACAAUAUUAUAUAAUCAUUUGAAACGAAUUUUAAAAUUAAUAGUUCGCAAAUCUGAUGCAUUUAAUGUAGUUCUUGAUGUUUAUGAAUCGUUUCUUAAUUUAAUUUUAAAAAUAAUCAAUCCAUUAACUUCACAAAUGACUAUGGUUUUAAUUCAUUUUCGAGAUCAUUUUAUUAUUACAUAUAAAAAAUUCAACUAUUUAUGUUCAGCAAUUGAAAUUUAUCAAAAAUUAAUAGAUCUUCUUUUCAAACAUCAAAAUGAUACAAUGAAAAUUAUAAAUGAAUAUAAAAUAAUAGCAGCUAAAUUUAUAACAAAACAUUUCUUAGAAAAUUCAGUAAUAGCAUAUGAAAAUCUAUUAGAUUUUGCAUGUCAACAUCAUACGACCGGUUAUUUUAUUGAAAAUGAUUUAAUUAGUUUUAUUUUUUAUGUCUGGAAAUACGAAAUUAUUAAACAAUAUUUGAUAGAAAAUAAUUUCGAUUUAGCAAUUAGUUUACAUUAUAAAAUGAUUUAUUUUCUAGAAAAAUAUCGAUUAAUCGUCAAUACUAGAUAUAAUUUAAAUGAAUUUAUACAAACAACAUUACAGAAUUAUGAUGAAAUAGUUAUAAUCUAUCAAUUAAAAAAAACUAAUUUAAAUCAAAUUAUGAAUAUUUAUCAAGAACAGAUUGAAUUUCUGGCAAAGUAUCAAACAGAAACUGUUCAAAAACAUAUAAACACAAUUAUUUUCAAAUGUCGACAAUUUGCUUCAGCUCAUGAAGAACAAGCUAUAGAAUUAUAUUCAAAACUUAUUAUAUUCAUUCAAAAGAAUCGUCUACAAUAUUUAUCUCAUCUAUCAAUUGCCUAUAAAGAACUCAUUCAAUUAAAUGAUACUAAUAACAAAAAACAACAAUGUCUAGAUUCAAGUGAUGAAAUUACUACUGACAAUUAUUUACCAAAUUCAUAUCGUAUUGUUGAUCUUAAACAACGUAUCUUGGACUAUAAACAAAAAGCUAAACAUUAUUUAGAUAAUAAUCAAUUUGAUAGGGCAAUAGAAGUUUAUAGAACUGAAUUGUUACCAUUUCUUUUAGAAAAUCAUGCACGAGAUGAUGAACAUAUUGCUACAUGUUAUAGACAAUUAGCAACAUUAUAUUACGAAGAGAAUGAGAAAAAUAUUCGAAUAGUAUUGAAUUAUUAUCAAAAAGCUAUUGAUAUUUAUGAAAUGCAAAAGGAUAAUUUCUAUACAGAAUAUGCUUUUGAAUUAAAUCCAAAUGUUUGUCGUCGUUAUGCAGAUACACUUUUUAUGUGUUAUAAUAUUAUGAAAACAAUUUAUAUCAUUUUAAAUGAUCAAAUUUCAUCGGAAAUAUAUAGACAAAAAGGAAUUGAUAUCUAUGAAAAACAUAAAAAUCAAUUUCAAUUCAAUGGCAAUCCUACAACGAAUAUGGUUACAGUUCAAAUACGUCCUUUUGUUGAACUAAAUUAUUGA